GACAUAACUCUACGCGAAAGUACUCUUAUCAAUGGUCCAGGGCAAAACAAAAGGCCUUCAAAGCAAGGCCUCGUCUUCAAGGCAAGCUGCCAAGGCCGCUGCCAACCCGAAAAAAGGGAAACGGUAUAUUCCGCCCAAAAAGACCGCUCUGGUCAAGCAGGCGUCCAUGAGGCAGUCACUAACGGCCAAGAUAAACAAAUCUAUUGAACACCAAAUGGUGUCUGCUGCAUCAGCCGGCAAACUCACGAUCAUGAAAAACACCGCUGAUGCGUAUGGUCGAUAGUCCCGUGUACGGAUAAUAUGAAUUUACCUCCAUUCUGUGCAGCGAACCACCCAAGGUGACUCCAGGUGGCAAGGCCUCUAAAUCUUGACAGGUCGUGUGCUGUUGCUCAUGUGAUUUUACGGAUUUGACCUCGAGCAUUCCGUCGGGAAAAUAGGGCUCCGCGUGCCCAACCGACAGACACAGUUCGCAUGUCAACUGAGUGACCUGAUAUCAAACGCCACAGAGAAGGUUGAUGGAUGACAGUAUAUUAUAAAUGACUAUAGCAUGUUUGAACAAUUGCAAAGUAUAAUGAUCAAGCAAAAGUACACAGACAU
Molecule: messenger RNA, 597 nt
Organism: Suillus clintonianus
Lineage: Eukaryota; Fungi; Basidiomycota; Agaricomycetes; Boletales; Suillaceae
Exons: 3
Coding region: 32-283 (83 amino acids)
Source: RefSeq, a predicted model, not a curated record